GAGAAGUUCAUCAUAUUUCUUAAUAAAAUUAGCUGUCUCUAACCCCCGCGUCGCUGUUUCUUCCCAAUCUGAGAAAACUCUCACUCUGCAACUUCGUUUCUCUUCUCCUUUCUUAAACCUCUCACGCGGUUUCAGACUUCCGUUCGCUUACCGAAGACGGCUCGGAAAUUCUUUCCUGAAGAAUCAGCGACGACCUUAGCAUUAUCUACAAGUCAUCUUUUCUGCUAGAUCUGUUGUGUAUACUACUCGCGAUUUCAUUUUGAAUUUGUUCCAGCCAAUGCUGAAGGCUAGACUAAAAUGAGCGUGUCAAAAGCAUCGAGGACGCAACAUUCGCUCGUUCCUCUUGCGACCCUGAUUGGUAGGGAGCUGAGGAGCGAGAAAGUAGAGAAGCCUUUUGUCAAGUAUGGUCAAGCAGCUCUCGCUAAGAAAGGAGAGGACUACUUUUUGAUCAAAACUGACUGUGAAAGGGUACCUGGUGAUCCAUCAUCGGCUUUUUCAGUUUUCGGGAUAUUUGACGGACACAAUGGUAAUUCAGCUGCCAUAUAUACUAAGGAACAUCUUCUGGAAAACGUGGUGAGUGCAAUUCCUCAAGGCGCAAGCAGGGAUGAGUGGCUUCAAGCUCUUCCUAGGGCUUUAGUUGCUGGCUUUGUGAAAACUGACAUUGAAUUUCAGCAGAAAGGGGAAACUUCAGGAACAACCGUGACUUUUGUUAUAAUUGAUGGUUGGACUAUUACUGUUGCUUCUGUUGGUGACUCGCGCUGCAUAUUGGACACCCAAGGUGGUGUGGUUUCUCUACUGACUGUUGAUCACAGGCUAGAAGAGAAUGUUGAAGAAAGAGAACGCAUAACUGCUAGUGGAGGUGAGGUCGGAAGACUCAAUGUAUUUGGUGGCAAUGAGGUCGGCCCACUACGAUGCUGGCCUGGUGGUUUAUGUCUUUCGAGGUCCAUUGGUGAUACGGAUGUGGGAGAAUUUAUUGUCCCUAUACCACACGUUAAGCAAGUGAAACUUCCUGAUGCUGGAGGGAGACUCAUCAUAGCUUCAGAUGGUAUAUGGGAUAUACUGUCUUCUGAUGUGGCUGCCAAAGCUUGUCGUGGUUUAUCUGCCGAUCUUGCUGCUAAACUUGUUGUUAAGGAAGCAUUGCGAACAAAAGGGUUGAAAGAUGAUACGACUUGUGUAGUCGUUGACAUAGUUCCAUCUGGUCAUCUUUCCUUGGCUCCAGCACCCAUGAAGAAACAGAACCCAUUUACCUCAUUUCUUUCAAGGAAAAACCAUAUGGAUACCAACAACAAAAAUGGCAACAAGCUUUCUGCUGUUGGAGUUGUAGAAGAAUUGUUUGAAGAAGGUUCUGCUGUGCUUGCAGAUAGAUUGGGAAAGGAUCUUCUCUCAAAUACGGAAACUGGGCUCUUAAAAUGUGCUGUAUGCCAAAUAGAUGAAUCUCCGAGUGAAGAUUUAUCAAGCAAUGGGGGUUCCAUCAUUUCCUCAGCAUCUAAACGAUGGGAAGGUCCCUUCCUAUGCACAAUAUGCAAGAAAAAGAAAGACGCCAUGGAAGGAAAAAGACCAAGCAAAGGUUCAGUGACUACUUGAAGCCACUUGCGUGCGUGAAAAAAAUCAUAAAAUCCGGUAAGAAAUUUGUAUGUUUCUCAUUUUCUUAUCUAACUUCUUCUCUUGUGCUCUGUAAGAGUAGCUUGGUUUUGUGUUCUUUUCCCAGGUAUUGAUUGGAAAGUAGUAGUAAUAGUAGAAGUUUAUGCAAAUGUUUGUAGAGAGAGAGAGAGAGAGUGUGUGACAAUAGAUCCAAUUCUUAUCCAUUGUUUAAGAUUUCCCUGGAUUGCGUUCUUGGCAUUAUGCUGACCAUUUACCUUCGUAGAUGUGUUUUUGUUUGGGAAAUUGCUGAUAUACUAACAAGAGUUUCCAAGUUGUAAGUAGAAUUCAUAUUUUGUUAUUGUCACUCAAUCCUAUUGCACUCAUUCAUUGAAGUUUGUUUCGGUUUAUAUAUAUAUGCCUUUGGUUAUGCGAAAUGAGAUUGGUUUUGGGAUUACUACUGUUCGGUUUGGUUUAUGCUUUAUGAUGCGAUCUUGAAUCUAGAAUCAAUGUGUUUGUGAUUGUAUGGUUACGUGGUUCGAUAUGUCCGGUUUACUUUGGUUCUCACUUCACCGGUUACCCAAAAAUAAAAUAAAAUUGUUGUAUGG
Arabidopsis thaliana (thale cress) is the source of this 2186-nucleotide messenger RNA. Its product is annotated as Protein phosphatase 2C family protein. The record is from RefSeq and is marked reviewed. NCBI's taxonomy places the organism in Eukaryota, Viridiplantae, Streptophyta, Magnoliopsida, Brassicales, Brassicaceae. Bases 298 to 1584 code for a protein of 428 amino acids. Gene Ontology annotation, molecular function: protein serine/threonine phosphatase activity. The transcript has 8 exons.